ACGGGUCUUGGUUCUCACUAAUUUUCUACAUGACAAUUUGCCCCACAACUAACUUUUACUCAUGGUCUGUACUUUUUAUAUUCUCCUCCAACUAACCACUAUUCCUCCUUUGUCCUAAGCUGCCCCAUUGUCCAAACCAUGCCUGUCCCUUCUUCUUCAUCUUCUUCUUCUUCCAUGCUUGUUUUCACUUGUUUGCUCAUCAUUUUCUUGCUUACCCUUCAUUCCUCAAAUUGUCUAGCCAAACCAACCAAUACCACUCGCCAAUUCUCAGUUGACUACUACACCAAAUCAUGCCCUCAACUCGAGCAACUCAUUGGGUCCAUCACCAGCCGACAGUUCAAAGAAUCACCAGUCUCCGGGCCUGCCACCAUUCGCCUUUUCUUCCACGACUGCUUUGUAGAAGGAUGUGAUGGAUCAAUAUUGAUAUCAUCGAAGCCGGGAAGCAAAAUGUUGGCAGAAAGGAAUGCUCAGGAUAACAAGGACUUAAGAGUGGAGGGGUUUGAGACCAUAAGUAAGGCCAAAGCUUUGGUGGAGAGCAAGUGCCCCGGUGUUGUGUCAUGUGCAGACAUUCUAGCAAUUGCAGCCAGAGACUUUGUACAUUUGGCAGGGGGUCCUUAUUACCAAGUGAAGAAAGGAAGGUGGGAUGGAAGAAUAUCAAUGGCAUCAAGAGUAGCAUCCAAUAUCCCACGCUCAAAUUCCACCAUUGAUGAGUUACUGAAACUCUUCAGCUCAAAAGGGCUAACACCAAAUGACCUAGUAGUCCUCUCGGGUGCACAUACAAUUGGCUUUGCUCACUGUCAGAAUUUUGUAAGCAGGCUCUAUGACUAUCGUGGCACUAAGAAGCCUGACCCAGCCAUUGAUCCAAGGCUCCUAAAGGCACUGAAAAUGUCAUGCCCACGUUAUGGUGGCAAUAAUGACAUUGUUGCACCAUUUGAUGUUACCACCCCAUUCGUGUUUGACCAUGCUUACUAUAGCAAUUUAGUUGCUAAACUAGGCUUACUAGCCACAGACCAAGCUUUAUUUUUGGACCCAAGGACCAAACCACUUGUUCAAGCUUUGGCACAGGAUAAGCAAAAGUUUUUUCAAUCUUUUGUAGUAGCUAUGGACAAAAUGGGUUCAAUAGGUGUAAAGAGGGGAGGAAAACAAGGAGAGAAUAGAAAAGAUUGUAGUAUGCAUAUGUCCUGAUUUUUUUUUUUUAUUGGAGGAAGAAGGGGGGGGGGGGGGGGAUUUAGAUUCUUGGUUUUAUUUUUAUUUUGAUGUGUUUGGUUGAGGUGAUUGGCUUUUAA
Messenger RNA from Quercus robur (English oak), 1286 nucleotides. Its product is annotated as peroxidase 19. The coding region runs from base 139 to 1185 and encodes 348 amino acids. The record is from RefSeq and is a predicted model, not a curated record. The transcript is spliced from 3 exons. Gene Ontology annotation, molecular function: heme binding; peroxidase activity. Gene Ontology annotation, biological process: response to oxidative stress; hydrogen peroxide catabolic process. Lineage: Eukaryota; Viridiplantae; Streptophyta; Magnoliopsida; Fagales; Fagaceae.